Molecule: messenger RNA, 714 nt
Organism: Parnassius apollo (apollo)
Lineage: Eukaryota; Metazoa; Arthropoda; Insecta; Lepidoptera; Papilionidae
Source: the annotation of a GenBank genome assembly
AUGUCACUGAACAACAAAUCAAAUCUUGGUUUACUGAGUAAAAAUUACCUUCGGGAGCAAAACCUUGAGCAUUUGCUGAAACAACCUAGCAGGAUAUAUAAUGCAGAUGAAGGUGCAUUCUUUUUAUCGCCAAAAUCUGGUUGUGUCUUAGUAAGACGGGGUGAUAAGAAUGUGUAUACCACAUCUGGUAAUGAGAAAGAAAACUUGACUGUUUUAGUAACUGCAAAUGCUGCUGGUCAAAUAGCACCUCCUAUGAUAGUGUUUGCUUAUGAGUGUGUGCCUAAACCUAUAUCUGAUAGCGUCAGGUUCAGGUUCGAUUGCGAUCAGAAUCAGGCUGGAUGUGAGCCAGCUAGCAAAUGGAAUGAAGAUAGUGAUUCAAUUGUAGAGAAUACGGAAGGCGAAAAUAAAAUGGUGACUGUAAAACGAAGACUGAAACUUGCUUUUCAUAAAAGGCCACAAAAAAAGAGUCAAAGACCUCUUUCGCACUCUGUAUCGGAUCUUGAAAAUAUGCCUUUAAGUUCACUGGCGUCUUCUAGCAGUAAAGUUUCUGUAAAAGAUUUAAAAACAGGUUGUUAUGUAAUAGUUACAUAUGAAGGUGAAUAUUUCCCGGGUAAAAUUGAAGACAAAAAUAGAGGGAUGUACGAAAUUAGUACAAUGGUACUAUCAACUGGGAACACUUUCAGAUGGCCAGACAGAGCAGAUAAAAUCUGGUAA